UCCGGCACUACUUAUCUACAAGCCCGCGUCCUCGUCUUUCUUCUCUUUCAAUCUUCAAACUACCCGAAUCAUCCAACACUAUCACCCUACCUGUCUUCUCCACACAAUUCUCAUCAUGUCUUCAGGAAAAACCGUCACAUUGAACACUGGACACAAGAUCCCGCAAUUGGGAUACGGCACAUGGCAGGCCAAUCCAGGCGAGGUUGGCAACGGUGUAUAUGAAGCACUCAAGAUUGGUUAUAAACAUUUGGAUCUCGCAAAAAUCUACGAGAACCAGAAGGAGGUUGCAGAAGGCAUCAAGCGAGCAUUGGCCGACAUUCCUGGCCUCAAGCGUGAAGACAUUUUCAUCACUUCCAAGCUUUGGAACACACAACAUGACCCCGCUCAUGUCGAGGCUGCUCUCGACGAUACUCUCAAGGAGCUCGAUCUCGAAUAUCUCGACCUCUACCUCAUCCACUGGCCUGUCAGCUUUGGCCCUGGCUCUGACCCACACUCAGACUUGUUCCCCAAGACCUCGGAUCCCAACGAAGUUAAUAUCGAUAGCUCUGUUCCCAAUAGCGAGACAUGGAAGGCGAUGAGCAAGCUCCCCAAGAGCAAGGUCCGCUCUGUCGGAGUGUCCAACUUCACCUACCAGUCCCUCAAGGAGCUGGUUGACAAGACCGGUAUUGUACCCGCUGCGAAUCAAAUCGAGCGUCACCCCCUUCUUCCGAGCAAAGAGCUCAUCGACUACUGCAAGGAGAAGAACAUUCACAUCACCGCCUACUCCGCCUUCGGCAACAACUUCUUCGACCUGCCCCUCAUCAUCGCUCGUCCUGAAGUCAAGGCCAUCGCAGAGAAGAAGGGCGUUACUCCUGCGCAGGUCGUUCUCGCAUGGAGCCAAGUCGGCGGACACUCUGUCAUCCCCAAGUCUGUUACUCCUUCGCGCAUUGCAGAGAACUUCAAGGAGAUCGAGCUGGACGACGAAGACUUGAAGGCUAUUCAGAAGUACUCUGAUGAGCACCAAGGCAGGAGAAGGUUCAAUGUGCCUUAUACCGCCAACAAGCCCCGCUGGAGCAUCAACAUCUUCAACGAGCCUGAGGAGAAGGAGUUGAGCACCACCAUUGUGAUUUAA
Molecule: messenger RNA, 1111 nt
Organism: Periconia digitata
Lineage: Eukaryota; Fungi; Ascomycota; Dothideomycetes; Pleosporales; Periconiaceae
Source: the annotation of a GenBank genome assembly